AAACAAGGUAAGAUUAUUGCGACUAAUCUCUAUGCCGACAACUCUUUUCUCCAAUUCCUUGCUUGGAUUGAUUUUGGUGUUCUUUUCGUACGAUUUGUGUUCGAUUGGAGAUAACAACCUUUUGAAGGAAAGUAACUACCCCAAUUCCAAGGCCAAAGCUUUUAUUUUCAUCUUACAUCGUGCUGAUUACGCCUCCAAUUUUUGUGGCCUGUAACCCUAAAAUACACAGUUAGUGGGAUUCAAUUUAGAUAAUUUUUUAUGGAGGCACAUCCACUCAAUUCAAGUUGGCAUUUUUGUUUCGUAUCCUGUUACAUUAUGUUUUCCAAUAAUAAUUUUAUUAAGGUGCUCCGUAUCAGUCAUGUUUGCUGGCUCGUGUUCAAUCGUUCUAAGGAAGUCGGAUAAUUAAUAUAGAACUGGGUUCCGAUUGUCGUAUUAAAUCUCAAUGACGUUUAAGCUGCAAAAAAGUAGUUUGUAUGUUAUGUUUGUGUGUAUUCCUCUGCAGCUUAGGAAAAUAAGUAGAAAUCCCACCUGUCUGUACAAACACGAUACAUGUAUGCUCUCCUUCCCCAUUUAUUUGUCUAUUUUCACUACUCUGAACAUCUCAAAAUUUCCCUAUGUUUGCUAAUCGUUAGGUUCUCUGAUGAAUUUGCCUGUGUUUGCUAAUUGGGCCCAUUUAAUUGGUGGAAAAAUCUUGAUUUUUCUCAUGAAAAUACAUUAUUUGUUUUUAUGAUGUGUGAUUUUGAAUGGAGUGUGUGUACAUAUAGUAAAUAUGGAUUGCUUGUGACAUAUAGUGUGGCACCUACAAAUGAUAACUAACAAAAAGAUUAAGGCUCCGUUUGGAACUUAAGGAAAGGAAUAGAAAAGAGAAAGAAAAAAAAAGGGAAAUUUACUAUUUACUAAACUUGAAAUUGUUAUUUUCUCUAAUCUUUCUCUUCCAAUCAAAUAAUAAAAGGUUUUUUUUUUUUUCCUUUAUUUUUUUUGAGUUCCAAACAGAGCCUAAAUGGUUAGAUACGCAGCUCUCCAAGAUAAGUUGAGUAGUGUGUAUAUAUACAUAUACUCCUACAUACAUACUGUAGGGUUGUCAUUGUUGAGAAAUUAGAAGUCCUGUGACAUUGAAUUGAAAAGGUACAAUUUACGGGAGUAAUUUGACACAAGGAUCAAACUGUAGGGUUUUGUUUGCAAUCAUGCCACAUAUAUCCAAUUACUCCUAUGCGACUAGAACCAGCCCAAAAUCGAGCAAGUACCCUCUUCUCUCUCGCAGUCUCCCUCUCCCUUUCGCUCGCUUGCCGUCUAUGUUUCUCUUUGCUGGUUUCAUGCUUAAUUUAGGUGCUUAAAACAUUGACAUGUUUUGGGGCUUUGUAAGAUGUGCGUUCCACACACCAGGAGUGAAUCAAUUUAACGCAGAUGCACCAGUAACCAUUCUUUCAGGGGGAUUUCUUCUUAGCGUUUUUAAGAGGGGCCUGAAGCAGUUGCUUUCUAGGAUUCUACCCAGGGCCGGCUCAUAUGGCGACGUCCAAGAGAAGUAGUAAUCACAAAGAGAAGAUAAUUCGCCGCAAGGAGGAACCACCAGCAGAACCAGAGCUACCAAAAUAUCGAGACAGAGCUAAAGAACGUAGAGAAGAUCAGAAUCCAGAUUAUGAACCUAAUGAAUUGGGCUCUUUUCAUGCCGUGGCUCCUCCUGGGACAGUGGAUCUUCUUGCUGCUGAUGCCCAUAAGCUAUCAAUUGAGAAGAGCAAGUAUCUUGGAGGUGAUGUGGAACAUACCCAUUUGGUUAAAGGCUUGGAUUAUGCUUUGCUUCACAAAGUGAGGAGUGAGAUUGACAAGAAACCAGAUGGUGGAGAUGACGAGGAGGGGAAGUCUAGAGCACCCAAGGAAGAGCAGCCAGUGUCAUUUCGUACCGCAACUGCAAAGUCAGUCUAUCAAUUGAUAGUGAAGCCUCAAACAGUGGUCAAGUCAAAUGAGAUGUUCCUUCCAGGCAGGAUGGCUUUUAUUUUCAACAUGGAGGGCGGAUUUUCCCAUGAUAUUCCGACCACUCUGCAUAGAAGUAAAGCAGAUUGCCCAGUCCCAGAGGAAAUGGUUACUGUCAGUGUUGAUGGUUCUGUGCUAGAUCGAAUAGCUAAAAUUAUGUCAUAUCUCCGCCUUGGAUCAUCUGGGAAGGUUCUCAAGAAAAAGAAGAAAGAAAAAGAAGUGAAAGGAAAGAUAGCAGCUGUGGACAAUUUAUAUGAUGAGGAUGUGAGACUGCCAAAGUCUGAUGUUGAACUUUCUAAGUACAAAAUUGAUAGAGAAAAGCUCCCUCCACCUCCGCCACCUCUGAAAAAGGGACACCCUGAUUCAAAAGAGAAGCAAGGCCCUGCCGUUCCCAGAGCCGAAGAGGAUGACAUAUUUGUGGGGGAUGGCAUUGAUUAUUCUAUUCCCAGUAAAGAUAUGAGCCAAAGCCCUAUUUCAGAAGACAUGGAAGAAUCUCCUCGGAAUAAGGAAAGAGUUGCCUACUUCAAUGAACCUUCUUAUGGUCCAGUCCCACCCACCGAGCCUUCCCAUGAUUGGCAACAAAUGGGUGCUUAUGAUCCUAUGCAAGGACAGGCCUUAGCUGGUGGAUACCAGGGAGAGUGGCAUGAUUAUCAAUAUGCUGAUCAGCUGGCUUAUCCUGAGCAAUACCUCCAGCAGAACAUUGAGAACUAUAAUGUGCAAACUGGUUUAAACAUCCAACAGGACCCACCCCUCAUGACUCAAGAAGAGAAGGAUCGGGGUUUGGGUUCAGUGUUCAAGCGCGAUGAUCAGAGGCUCCAGCAACUGAGAGAGAGAGAUUCACGGGAGAAGGAUCCUAACUUCAUAUCCGACAGUUAUUCUGAAUGCUAUCCUGGGUAUCAAGAGUACAAUCGUGAGGUUGUGGACAGCGAUGAUGAAGCUGAUUUGUCAAAAAUGGACAUGGGUGGACGGGCAAAGGGUCGACUUCAUCGAUGGGAUUUUGAAACUGAAGAGGAAUGGGCAAAAUACAAUGAGCAGAAGGAAGCAAUGCCCAAGGCUGCAUUCCAGUUUGGCGUGAAGAUGCAAGAUGGUCGGAAGACGCGAAAACAAAAUAAAGACCAGAAGCUUACAAAUGAACUGCACAAGAUCAGCAAGAUACUAACGAGGAAGAAGAUGGAGAAGGAGACGGGUGAGAUAGAUGAUGGGGGUGUCUAUGACGAUGAAUCACAUCCUGGGAAGAAGAUUCGAAUUUAGAGAGUUAAAAGUAUUUUUCUGUUGAGUAUUUGAAAGGUGGCGGUGCAUUCAAUCAUGAUUCACAAACUUUUUGUGUCUUUCUUUUCCUUUCCUCUCCUCUCCUCUCCUCUCGUGAUGCUAUGUUAAUUAAGUGAAUCCUGGAAAUUAUGGUUCUUUUUUUUAUAAGAAAAACUUAAAUCUCCUUGCGACUGGAA
This is a messenger RNA of Rhododendron vialii, 3413 nucleotides long. Its product is annotated as suppressor of mec-8 and unc-52 protein homolog 2. Gene Ontology annotation, biological process: mRNA splicing, via spliceosome. Lineage: Eukaryota; Viridiplantae; Streptophyta; Magnoliopsida; Ericales; Ericaceae. The transcript is spliced from 11 exons. Bases 1504 to 3219 code for a protein of 571 amino acids. The record is from RefSeq and is a predicted model, not a curated record. Gene Ontology annotation, cellular component: nucleus.